Messenger RNA from Acromyrmex echinatior (Panamanian leafcutter ant), 970 nucleotides. It is a transcript of the gene RabX6, whose product is annotated as RAS oncogene family member RabX6. The record is from RefSeq and is a predicted model, not a curated record. Lineage: Eukaryota; Metazoa; Arthropoda; Insecta; Hymenoptera; Formicidae. Gene Ontology annotation, molecular function: GTP binding; GTPase activity.
GCAUAAUUAAUUUUCAUAAUUAAUAAAUGACAAAAAAAAAAGAAAACAGGAUGGCUUACUCUAAUGAAGUAAAAUCAAUCUAAUGUGCCUAUGUUUCUUUGCUUUUCUUUAUACACCCUAUAGAAGGCGAAUCUAAUUAAUCGUCGCUGUCACGGCUGAUAGAAGUGGAGGUUGAAUGGAAACGAGUCAUCUGGAACUGGAGCGGUUCUUAACGUUUAGAAAACUCUCGUGGUAGGUAGGGUGAGUUCACGUCGUUCACAUCGACCUCAUUGAAUGAGAGAUGUGCGCGUGCACGAUGACCCGCCAGCAGUGAUUUCAGCCGGCGCCGCGCCACGACAUGGCGACCGUCAAAGUGACGGAGCAGAAGGUUAUACUGUGCGGCGAGUACGGCGUCGGAAAGACGUCUAUAUUCCGGCGCUUCGCCAACAACACGUUCGUCGCUAGCAACGACCGCAAGUCGACUCUGGGCCUUGACAACAUCGACAAAGAAUACGUCAUCGAGGACAGACGAAUACGUCUGCAAUUAUGGGAUACCGGCGAAUCCGUGACCCCAAUUUACUACAAUUUUGCAGAGGCUGCCAUUCUGGUGUUUGCCCUGGAUAACUCGACAUCGUUUCAUUUGUUGUCUCAACAUUUGCUCGACAUAGUUACAUAUGCGGAGAACGCGAAGAUAUUCCUUUGUGGAAACAAAAGUGACUUGGAAAACGUCGCGCCACAAGUUACAGAUGCAGAGAUGGAACAAUUCUGCGAACAAUGUCAUAAUCUGAUUUCGGGGAUAUACAAAACGUCAUGCAAAACUGGCGAAGGCGUAAACGAGAUGUUUGAGGAUAUAGCACAACAUCUGGUCGAGGCAAAUCGAUCGCGAAUGGAGCUUCACGAGAUGGACAAGGAUCGAUUUAAGAUUUCAUAUGUCGACGAAGCAACCGACCCAUCGUGUUUGUGCUAAUCUGUAAUUGACAUUCGCCGACAC